GCUUAGCAUUAGUUAUGCGUUGUUUCUCGUUUCUUCGCAUUUUAACUCAGCUUUCCCGCGAUGCCGGAGCCAGCUAAAGCCGCGCCGAAAAAAGGCUCGAAGAAGGCGGUGACCAAAACCGCCGGGAAGGGCGGCAAGAAGCGCAGGAAGACCCGCAAAGAGAGCUACGCCAUCUACGUGUACAAAGUCCUGAAGCAGGUGCACCCAGACACGGGCAUCUCCUCCAAGGCCAUGGGCAUCAUGAACUCCUUCGUCAACGACAUUUUCGAGCGAAUCGCCGGAGAGUCUUCCCGCCUGGCUCACUACAACAAGCGCUCUACCAUCACCUCGAGGGAGAUCCAGACCGCAGUGCGCCUUCUGCUGCCCGGAGAGCUGGCCAAGCACGCCGUGUCUGAAGGCACCAAGGCAGUGACAAAGUACACCAGCUCCAAAUAGAGAAGACGACCACCACAGUGACUGACCAGCUUAACCCCAAAAGGCUCUUUUAAGAGCCGCCCACCACACUAUAAAAGAGCACAAUGUUCUGUACUGUUGUUUAAAAGAAAUUGUAUGUAAUAUAUAGUUAAUAUAAUAUAUAUGUAUGUGGUAUGUGAUUAAAUUGCUGAAUCUUA
Astyanax mexicanus (Mexican tetra) is the source of this 611-nucleotide messenger RNA. Its product is annotated as histone H2B 1/2. Lineage: Eukaryota; Metazoa; Chordata; Actinopteri; Characiformes; Acestrorhamphidae. Gene Ontology annotation, cellular component: nucleosome. Bases 61 to 435 code for a protein of 124 amino acids. The transcript has a single exon. Gene Ontology annotation, molecular function: structural constituent of chromatin; protein heterodimerization activity; DNA binding. The record is from RefSeq and is a predicted model, not a curated record.